This is a messenger RNA of Effrenium voratum, 1120 nucleotides long. NCBI's taxonomy places the organism in Eukaryota, Dinophyceae, Suessiales, Symbiodiniaceae. The record is from the annotation of a GenBank genome assembly.
AAAGGAUCGGGACGCUGCGGAGCUCGCAUUGCUCAAGGUCGAGCAGGGUGGUGUUGAGUCCGUGCACCACGCUGCGAAGGACCAUCGCAACGCACAGAGCAUCGCGGAGCAGAGACACGUUGACCAGGUGCGCCGCGCGAAGCGAGACAUCGCGCAGGAUGCGUACGAGCGAGCGCAAGAGGAGGAGGUGCUGGAGGCUGCUGCAGAAGACCGUGCCCGCCGGGAGGAUGACGCGCAGUAUCACCAGUUGAAGGGUCGGAUGCGGCUGAAAGAGGCCCAGGACAAGCAGCGAGCUCGCAAGGAGCAGGCAGAAGAUGUCCGCGAGGGCCGCUUCCAGUAUGAUGCCCAGCGGGUCUUGCAGUUGAAGGACGGGGCCAUACUGUUGAAGAUCAAGUCCCAGAACGAGCGCCGAGAAAAGAAGAAUCAGAAGGUGAAGACCGAAAGAGAGAAGCAGAGGCAGGAUUUGCUGCAGGAGGGAAAGAACCCAUACGAGGUCUGGAGAAGGGAAGAGAUGGAGGUGCGGAAGGAGGAGCAGCACCUGCGUCUCCGUGCCCAGGCGGAGCUGCGCUCCGAGAAGCUGGUGGAGCAGCUCAUUGCGGAAGACAAGACCUACAAGCGCAACAUGCAGGAGUCCAAAAAAAAACGGGAGCAGAAGGAGGAGUUCCAGCGCCAGGUUGGAAAUUAUGCCAAGGAGAAGAAAAUCACGCAAUACAUCCGCAAGAUGACCAUCGGCAACGUGGACGUGUUGGAUCCCACGGGCACAGCGCUUCGCAUUGACCCCUCGAAGGUCAGCAUCCAGCGCACCAACGCGUUUGGUUUGGGCAGGGCCCGCACGGAGGAGAUCCAGAACGUGGCGCGCCAGGUGAAGUCUGGCAAUACGAGGAUCGAGCAGUGGAAGGAAGCGAAUCAGAACACCGAAGAGGAGGAGGAGGCGGAGGCGCUGCGGAUGGAACAAGAGCAGAUGGACAACUUCCUCCGUUCCGCCUCCGGCGAAGACGGUGACCCCUUUGAAGUGGAGGAGCCAGAGGAGGACGAGGAGGAGGAGUCGGAGGAGGCGGUUGGGGUGGGCGAGCGAGUCAAGGCACAAGCCAGCGGCACAGGCCGCGCAUACGAUGACUGA